AUGCCCAAGUAUGCACCAGCACCAAAAUUAAACAUUCCCUCCAAUGAUCCCUGUAGCAGUAUGCCCAAGUAUGCACCAGCACCAAAAUUAAACAUUCCCUCCAAUGAUCCCUGUAGCAGUAUGCCCAAGUAUGCACCAGCACCAAAAUUAAACAUUCCCUCCAAUGAUCCCUGUCGCAGUAUGCCCAAGUAUGCACCAGCACCAAAAUUAAACAUUCCCUCCAAUGAUCCCUGUCGCAGUAUGCCCAAGUAUGCACCAGCACCAAAAUUAAACAUUCCCUCCAAUGAUCCCUGUAGCAGUAUGCCCAAGUAUGCACCAGCACCAAAAUUAAACAUUCCCUCCAAUGAUCCCUGUAGCAGUAUGCCCAAGUAUGCACCAGCACCAAAAUUAAACAUUCCCUCCAAUGAUCCCUGUAGCAGUAUGCCCAAGUAUGCACCAGCACCAAAAUUAAACAUUCCCUCCAAUGAUCCCUGUAGCAGUAUGCCCAAGUAUGCACCAGCACCAAAAUUAAACAUUCCCUCCAAUGAUCCCUGUAGCAGUAUGCCCAAGUAUGCACCAGCACCAAAAUCAAACAUUCCCUCCAAUGAUCCCUGUAGCAGUAUGCCCAGUAUGCACCAGCACCAAAAUUAA
Molecule: messenger RNA, 630 nt
Organism: Protopterus annectens (West African lungfish)
Lineage: Eukaryota; Metazoa; Chordata; Ceratodontiformes; Protopteridae
Product: extensin-like
Exons: 1
Coding region: 1-630 (209 amino acids)
Source: RefSeq, a predicted model, not a curated record